Homalodisca vitripennis (glassy-winged sharpshooter) is the source of this 732-nucleotide messenger RNA. RefSeq names its product serine/threonine-protein kinase polo-like. Bases 31 to 732 code for a protein of 233 amino acids. NCBI's taxonomy places the organism in Eukaryota, Metazoa, Arthropoda, Insecta, Hemiptera, Cicadellidae. Gene Ontology annotation, molecular function: protein kinase activity; ATP binding. Gene Ontology annotation, cellular component: spindle pole; cytoplasm; nucleus. The record is from RefSeq and is a predicted model, not a curated record. The transcript has a single exon. Gene Ontology annotation, biological process: mitotic cell cycle; protein phosphorylation; regulation of cytokinesis.
UUAACAAAAAUAUAUCGUGACUACUAACUGAUGAUGAAGAUUCAGGAUGAAAACGGAUGCUCUUUUAUCAUCGGAGAAUACAUUGAUAAAGGAAGCUUUAGUAAAGUUUACGCUUUAGAAUGUUGUCUGACGAGAAGACGAUUAGCUGGUAAGUUUAUUAGCAAAGAAAAACUACAAAGGCACGGCAUUAGCAAUGCUGUUUGGAAUGAAAUAGGUAUCCACCGAAGGCUUCGUCACAAAAAUAUAGUACAGUUCCUCACGUAUAUCGAAUUGGGCAGUCACAUCAUUAUAGUUCUCGAGUACUGCUCAAGGUACUCUAUGGUGCAUAUUAUUCACGCUUUAAAAACACUGACCGCAAGUGAGGCAAAGCACUUCAUGAUACAAGUAGUUUCUGCAGUGGAAUACCUGCACAGUAACAAAAUAGUGCACAGAGAUCUAAAACUGGGGAAUCUGUUUGUGGAUAAGCAGUUUGCAGUGAAGUUGGGUGACUUCGGUUUGGCCAUAGCGAUAGUGUACGAGGGUCAGAAACGCUUUUCUCGAUGUGGAACUCCAAACUAUAUUGCUCCUGAAGUGAUUAACGGAAUAGGAUACAGUUACGAGGUGGACGUGUGGGCUCUGGGCUGCAUAUUACACACGAUGCUGGAGGGCACACCACCAUUCCAGGGGCCGAACACUACUACCACCUACAACAAACAUAAUCAGGUGCCAAUAUCGUCCAUCUUCCCGCAUUAA